Molecule: messenger RNA, 492 nt
Organism: Salvia splendens (bonfire salvia)
Lineage: Eukaryota; Viridiplantae; Streptophyta; Magnoliopsida; Lamiales; Lamiaceae
Product: auxin-responsive protein SAUR21-like
Exons: 2
Coding region: 1-492 (163 amino acids)
Biological process (GO): response to auxin
Source: RefSeq, a predicted model, not a curated record
AUGGUGGCCAUUCGCCAAAUGCUGAGACGAACUUUGUCCGACGAGAGGAGAUCAGCUGAGGUUCCAAAGGGGCACUGUGCUGUCUACGUUGGAGAAAAUGAGAAGAGACGGUUCGUCAUCCCUGUGCCGUACUUGAACCACCCCUCGUUUCAUGAACUGCUGCUACAAGCUGAGGACGAAUUCGGGUUCCACCAUCCAACUGGUGGCCUCACCAUUCCUUGCAGCGAGGAUUUUCAUGUCUCCUUUUUGCAACUUUUUACAAGCCAAGUCUCUCAAGCUGAAGUCCCAAAGGGGCCUCUUGCUGUUUAUAUUGGUGAGAAUGAAAAAAGGCGCUUUGUCAUUCCGUUGUCGUACUUGAACCACUCUUCGUUUCAAGAACUGCUGUCUCAAGCUGAGGAAGAAUUCGGGUUCCAUCACCCUAUGGGCGGCCUCACCAUCCCCUGCCGCGAGGACUUAUUCAAUGACGUCGUCUCUAGCUUGAGCAGACGAUGA